Microdochium trichocladiopsis is the source of this 3128-nucleotide messenger RNA. RefSeq names its product beta-eliminating lyase. The record is from RefSeq and is a predicted model, not a curated record. Gene Ontology annotation, biological process: amino acid metabolic process; alkaloid metabolic process. Bases 9 to 2993 code for a protein of 994 amino acids. The transcript is spliced from 3 exons. Lineage: Eukaryota; Fungi; Ascomycota; Sordariomycetes; Xylariales; Microdochiaceae. Gene Ontology annotation, molecular function: transferase activity, transferring alkyl or aryl (other than methyl) groups; lyase activity.
CUCACACAAUGGCCUUCUCCCAUUCCAAGACAAUACCUUCCGCCGCCGCCUCGGCCGCGGUCCCACUUCCUCCAACACACAAUGCUCUUGUUGUCCGCUCACUACUAGCGGUGACACCAGAACAGCGCCGCAAAGUCCUUGAAGAUGUCGAGUACAACGUCUUUGCGUUUCCCGCAGGGCUCGUGACGUGCGACUUCCUCUCUGACAGUGGCACAUCGGCCAUGACAGAUAUCCAAUGGGCUGCCAUGCUCCGCGGAGAUGAGAGCUACGGCCGCAACUGGGGCUACUACUGCCUCCUGGAUGCGUUCCGUGACACCUUUGAGCGCGGCGCCGCCGGCGCCCGCCGCGUUGUGCACGACAUGGUCAUGGGCAAGGCGGACAUGGCCCUGUACCGCGACGAGCUGCUCCUCCCGCAGGAGGGCGGCUUCGUCAACGGCGGGCCGUUCCAGCUGAUCCGGCCAAACACGUUCCUCGUGCCCCAGGGCCGGUGCGCGGAGGCGCUGCUCUUCUCCACGCUGCGGCUCAUGAUCGCGGAGGCGGCGCCGCGCAGCAGUAUCGCGCCGCCCAGGCAGCCCGUCAUCAUCAGCAACGGCUUCUUUGACACGACGGGCGCCAAUGCCGCCGUCGCAGGGUUCCAGCUGCAGACUUUCACGCAGCCCGGGCUGAACGACCCGUUCCCGCUCGAGCUCGUGGGCAGGGAGAACCCGUUCAAAGGGAACCUCGACGUCGCCGCCACCGAGGCGUACAUCGAGUCCCUCGAGGACCCCUCGGACGUCAAGAUGAUCUUGCAGACCAUCACGAACAACUGGGCGGGCGCGCAGCCCGUGUCCAUGGCCAACAUCCGUGCCGCGUCGGAGCUGGCGCGCCGCAGGGGUAUUCCGUUCUUCUUCGACGCGUGCCGGUUCGCCGAGAAUGCGUACUUUAUCCAGCGCUUCGAGGCCGGCUACGCGGGGGUCAUGAUCCAGGACAUCGUGCAGGAGAUGUUCACCCAUGUCGACGGGUUCACCAUCUCGUUGAAGAAGGACGGGCUGGCCAACAUGGGCGGCGCGCUGUGCUUCAAGGACGAGUCGCUCUUUGCGAAGAAGUACCCUGGCAUCGGCAUGAGGAUGAAGGAGCGGCAGAUUCUGUGCUACGGCAACGACUCUUAUGGCGGAAUGAGCGGCCGGGACCUCAUGGCCGCCGCCACCGGACUGUACGAGGUCGUCAAGCAGCCGUACCUGCAGAACCGGAUCGGCCAGGUCGAGCGCUUCGCCCAGCGCUUGCAGGCCAGCGGCGUCUCGGUGCUGCUCCCGCCCGGUGGGCACGCGGUAUACCUUGACAUGGACGCCUUCUUCAAGUACUGCGACCGCUCGCCGGGGGACUUCGCCUCGGUGGGCUUCGUGCUCGAGCUGCUCGAGAAGUACGGCAUCCGGGCGGCCGAGGCUGGGCCCUUUGGCUGGGAGUGGGACAAGAAGCCGCCCGCCGAGCAGGCCUUGAUCCCCAACCUGGUGAGGCUCGCGGUGCCGCGGUACGUGCUGUCCGAGGAGCACAUUACGUACACGGUCGCCGCGAUCCUGGAGUUGUACAACCACCGCCACACGAUUCCCAACGUGGAGAUCUCCCGGGGCAGGGAUAUGCGGCUCAGGCACUUUUCGUGUGGGCUCAAGCCUGUUCCGGUCAAGAAGGCCAUCUCUCUCCCUGACGAGCACAGUGGUGGUGUGGUGCCCGCCGCUUCCCAGGCCACAUACCUCAGCGAGGCCAAGCGACAAAUCGCACACCUCUCCCACGCGGUGGGUCAGACGGCCCUCGAAAAGGAGCAGCUCACCGAAGCCCUCGCCUUCUCGACGGGCACCUGGAGUACCCAGCCCAUCGCGUCGCCCGAGGACAAGGAGGCCGCCUUUGCUGGCUGGAUCUCCGAGGUGAGCAACGACCACUCGCCGUACGAGUACUCGGUGGCCAUCGACCAGCGCAGCGGCGCCGCGGAGCUGCGGUUCCUGAUCGAGGCGCAGCCCACGCACAACAGCCUGCCCGCCCUGACCGACGCGGCGAUGAGCAUGGCCCGGCAGAUCGGGGCCAAGUACCAAGACACGGUGUCGCUCGACCGGUUCGAGCUGAUUCGGGACCUGUUCGUGCCCCCCCAGCCAUCUGGUCUCGCCAUAUACAACAACAACGCCGGAGGGAGUGAAACGGCCGAGCAAGAGGGAGACAGCGCAACAACAAGUUUUGACGAGACCAGUCUCUUCUCGGCGUGGUUCAGCUGCGCGCUGUCCGCAAAGUCCGGCCCGGAGUGGAAGAUCUACCUGAACCCGCGCGCCCAGGGCAGCCAGCACGCCGCGGGGAUCACCCGCACCGCGUUCGAGCGACUGGGUCUCGCCGAGUCCUGGGCCCUGCUCGAGGCCAUGAUGGCCGGCACUGAAGACGCAGUCGUGUACUUCUCCCUGGAUCUCAGCCCGUCCAGUGAGAACCGCGUCAAGGUGUACAUCUCGCACCCGCGCACCACGGCGGGCGAGAUCGCGGGAAAGCUCGCGGGGUUGUGCCCGGAAACCUCGGCGUACGAGGUCGAGCGGUUCGUCCGGUGCAUGGCUGGUGGAGAGGCAGGGGAGGGCCCCUUUGAGGGGAAGAGCCUGCUCACCUGUUUCGCGUUUACGAGCAAAGACCCCCUGAGGCCCGUGGGCACGGUGCAUUUCCCCAUCAUCGCGUACGCGGGCGACGACCAGGUCGUCCGGGACCGGGUGGAGGGGUACAUGGACGCUGUGGGUGUGAGCGACAAGUUCCGGAGCAAGUACACCGACGUGAUCAGCGCGGUGCAGAGGCGGCCGCUGGAGGAUGGCCGGGGGAUCCAUGCGUGGGUCAGCUUGAAGAGCAAGGCGGGCGGGAAGAAGGUCAAUACUUUUUACAUCUCGCCCGAGCUGUAUGGCCCCGUUUUUGAGGCGGAGAUUGAUAUCGGGCCUCGGAAGAGGAGCAAGCGCGACUCGCGAGACUCGGGUGUGUUCGUCGAGACUCCCGAGGAGUAGGUUCGGUGUUGUUGCUUAAAGGAUUUAUCAUCUGUCAAGUUUCAUUAGUUUUCAUAAUUCACAAACCUCUACAUGAGUUCUUUAUACCGGCCCUGGUUGGCAGACUGACAAACUGAAAUCGAGCUUAUCGUCGCG